Messenger RNA from Fopius arisanus, 12785 nucleotides. RefSeq names its product Rabconnectin-3A (gene Rbcn-3A). The transcript has 18 exons. Lineage: Eukaryota; Metazoa; Arthropoda; Insecta; Hymenoptera; Braconidae. Gene Ontology annotation, biological process: vacuolar acidification. Gene Ontology annotation, molecular function: protein binding. Gene Ontology annotation, cellular component: RAVE complex. The coding region runs from base 169 to 10350 and encodes 3393 amino acids. The record is from RefSeq and is a predicted model, not a curated record.
UUUAAAGAUGGCUGCUUCUCAACCGCUGGAUCACUGUGUCAUGUCAAUUCUCACAAGUCCUUGAAAAAGUGUCUGGCACGGGUGUUGGUGAUUGUGCCGCAGAGUUAUUGAAACAGUGAAAUCAUUCGAUACUGUCUUUUCAAUCAUUGAAUAAUGCACUAGGGGAUUAUGAAUUGUCAUCAGAUACUGAGUGGUGCCUGCAACGCAGGUGACCGCUGCUACGCUGUCGGCUCCGUCGAGGGAAUAUCAUUUACCGCAUAUGCAGCUGGCUGCAACAUCGUCAUUCUCGCGAGCAAUUUCGAGAGAGUCCAGAUAAUACCUGGGGCUGUUCAUAAUUACAUCAGAAUCAGCUGUUUGGAUUGUAGCACUGACACGGGCAAAAUAGCUGCUGCUUAUGAAAAUCAAAUAUGUAUAUUCGAACCCACUCCGCUCAUCCACAGCACUUGCUCACACCAAUUGGAGUACAGAUGGGUUCAAACCGGAAGUCUGCAGACAGAAUCCAACAUCACGUCCCUUUCAUGGAAUCUCGAGGGAACUCGUCUGCUGACAGGUGGAGAACUCCUCCAACUCUGGCACCAGAAUAUCCAACCCUUUCAGGAGGAAACCACAAAGGCGAAAAAUCCGCAUACAGAAGAAAGUCCAGCACCAGUGCCCGAACAAAAUCCACCAGGAAACUCUUCCCAAGAUCCUGGGGCGGUAACAUUUUCCAUUGGCGGCGAAGCUGAAAGCCCCGGUCCAGGGGAUUCCACCUCUGCUAAUGACGCUGGAGGCUGGAAUUGCGUUUGGAAAUGUCGAACGGCUAUACCAGUUCAUCUGAUGAGUUUCAGUCCGGAUGGCACUCUGUUCGCUACUACCGGGCUCAACGACAGACUCGUUAAAAUAUGGUUCGAGAAUAAACAAUUAUUUCCAAUGAGGAGCAUGGAUCAGACGGGUUUUGGACAGUCAAUACCCAAUGACAGUUAUGGCUUCGUUUAUGUGGCACAUCCCAGAGCUGUGACUCACUUAUCCUGGAGGAAAACCAGUAAAUAUAUGCCCAAGGGAUCAGUAUCGAACAUGCUAGUUACAUCGUGUCGGGACAAUAUCUGUCGAGUGUGGGCUGAGACAAUACCUCCUGAAAUCGAGGGCCUCGCCAAUAUGAGCCAAUUCGAAGGCUCGGAUCGACAUGGCCAUCAUGGAAAGCAUCGCCAUCACAGUAUGCACAAGCAUCGAUUUAUGCAGCGACUCAAGCACAUGAAAACCUGUUUCCACAUUCGACGUCAUGCUAAACAACAGCAACACCAGAAUGGUCACACUGCACCUACCCUUCCAACUCUACCCUCAACCUAUUCGGUUCAUGAUUUUCAUAAUAAUUAUCAGGGUAGUGGGCACUAUCCCGGAAUGCAUUUUCAUCUUGCUGCUAGUAUCAACGCGGAAACUGAUAUUCCCCUGGUACCGAGUCUCGUCACCGGAGAUCCUGAGAGAGAACCCAAUUUCAUUCUUCACUGGUUGAACAACAAGGAAAUGCAUUUCACGAUGCAGGCUGAGAAUAUUCUACAGGAAUUAACGAGAAAAGUAGUGGAGAAAGAGGAAAGCCUGCAGCAUCACGAUUCAGACCACGCUGAUCAUGAUUCAGAGGACGAACAUACACCAAGCAGCAUCUUAUCAUGUUACGGUAUGGCGCGUCCCACAGAGAAAGCUCCGAGGCAUCAGCCCAACACCAGAUCUGGAGUUGGACGUGGGAUGAGUCAGGAAGAGCACAGCAGUGAUGAACAUCACACACCUCACACGGGAUCAUCUCAUCAUAGUCUACCCCACAGUGGUCACUCCCACCAAAGUUUAAGCAAUACAACGUCCAUCAACUCAAUAGCCACCGACGCCACGUCGACAAUAAAUCACGCGCCCGACUCUCUUGAUACAAAAAUCGAGACCCUCCUCCGCGAUUGGCAUCACAACCCCGAUCUUCUUUUCUCAAUCCACCCAAUAGACGGAUCUUUUCUCAUCUGGCACAUCGAAUGGCUGGACGAGUAUCAUCCUGGCUCAUUUCGCCAAGCCCAGAUUUCCUUUUCCACACGCAUCCCCAACGCUUUUCCCCUGGGUGACGCUUCCACAAUGAGUCACAACGUCUCUAUGUACUCCCACAACACCGGGGGUCCGCUCUUAAGUAUCCGCGAAGUGGCAAAAUCCUCAACAAAACCUAGCGAUCACCUCAGCAAUGAAGUACCUACUCCCCUCCCAAGCCUCAUCGAGCAAGAUGAGGAUCAGUCAACCCUGACGUCAAAAGCAGGCCAAGAACUCCUGCAAAAUGUCAACAAUUACAUAGACCAAAAGCCAAUAUUACCAUCUCAAAAUUCAACAACAGCCGCUGAACAAGCCAAAUCGACUCAAGAGACAGUUCAUGAUCUUCUGGCACACCCCAGUCCCAUGGUAUCCAUGGUUUCCAAGCAUUCGAAUGGCACUCUCAAUCUCUGGCAGCUGACCUUCGCCGACAGAACAAAAUUCUCCCAAGUGCUGUCGAUCGGUCACGCAUGCAGGGCCUCAGGUCAUCGCUUUCGAGUUAAUGACAUAACCUGCCAUCCAGUCCUCCCACUUCUAGUCACUACUUCUCAUCAUAAUAUCCCAGAGUACAAUCCGAAGUCUUCGACCUCUCAGAAUUCAGAGCAUUCGGAUCAUCAGAGCGACUCAGCUUACAGAAAAGAGAUCAUGUCAGCGACUGGAUUCUGCAGUGAACUCAUUCUCUGGCGUGUGGAUGCUGUCGGUCCUUUAUCCAAAAGUGGUGGAGUAUCAGAGCUAGCUAGAAUAAACUCCCCCGAGAUAUCAGCCUUCAGCAAUGUUGCUUGGAUACCAACACUCCUCCCCUCAACGACUCUCGGUAAUUUAUCAAAUUCACCGAGCGCUUGUUUCGUCGCUAGUGAUGGCCAAUGCCUUCGGGUAUAUCAAGCAGUUAUCGAUGCGAGAACUUUACUCGCCGAAAUAUCGAUAUCGGAGAGAAGAAGUAGAAUGAUGGACUCGAUGGCGAGUUUAUCGACAGACAUAUCCUCGGACGAUGGAAUUCGGCAUUCAUUGCACGAUCGAAUUAAAAUCGUAUCCCAACAAUCGACUGCUCGGCCUGGCUGUAUCAUUCAGCUUGAUGCUAUAUCAGAUGCCACUCACGACUGGCAGAACACGCAGUUCCUUCAUGUUUUUCAAGAGCAAUUGAUAACUGGAGAGAGAAAUGAUGAGAAACAAACGGGUAUCGAUACAUCAGCUAAAGAUUUGGGUCUAAUGGAAUCAACACUGGAUGCAAUGGUAGAUCUCCAGCAGUCUGCCAUCUUCGAGGAGCCAUUCUACAUUGUUGUUCUCGAGAGAACAACAAAAGGGACGACAGUUCACAUGUGGAGAUUAGUAAUAGCCUCUCAACCAGAGACAACAGAUCUUACAGGAUCAAUGAUGUACGUUCCAGAUUCUCAUCUGGUGCAGGAUGAGGAUGAGGAAGGUACACCUGGUAGACACUCAGAUGGAAGGAGAUCGAGACGACAAAGUCAAACUGGUGGACGAAGUAGAAGAUCAUCACAAGUUGAUUAUGAUUCAUCUUUUAUUCCUCGCAGGCACCACAACAGUCACGUUUUAAUUACAACUACCAAAGUUUGUACCCAAGAGUUGGGGCUGCCUGAUGGUGUUGAAGUUGUUCAUGCUGCACCAGCUGCUGGCCAUCUGAGCAGUUCAUCGAUCUAUCCCGCAUGCUUUGCGCCAUACAUCGUUGUGACUGCUUGCAGUGACAGUACAGUACGUUUUUGGAAGUGCAAAGUGACAAAAAGCGAUGAUGAUCAGCUUCAAUAUGAAUGGAGGGAGUGGGAGAUGAUCAGAAAAGAUCAGGAGUCGACUAUCGAUAUAUCUGGUCAGCCUUUGAAUAUCAGUGCGGCUUACAGUGGAAGGAUAGCUUGUGCUUAUAAAUAUGGAAAGUCCUUUACGAGACCUGGAAAAAAUGAUCCUGACUCGAGAUACGUUAAUCUCUGCGUAGCUAUCUACGAGUGUGAGAGCACUGGGGGAAGUGAGUGGAUUCUUGAGGACACCAUUCAUCUUAAAAAUAUUCACUUGCCAAGAAUUCAGGUUGAUCAGCACUUAGAUCUGAGUUAUUUGUACGACAGUAGAUAUCUCCAGAAGAAGCAGAGAUUGACUCAGGUUCUGCAGACACUAUCUCAUGAGGACAUCCGGUCACCGCGUAAUGGAGAGAAUGGUGAGACUAAAACUAAUGCUGGUCUUUUAGCAGUUCCAUCGUUCAGUACACUCCAAUCACUCAGAAAAUCAAUAAUUGAGAAUGGAAACACUUGUCCAUUGACCCAGAAACAUCUAGUUCAACUUGAUUGGGUGUCCAAGGAGGAUGGCUCUCAUAUUUUGACCGUUGGUGUUGGGUCGAAGAUCAUGCUGUUUACUCCAGUAUGUUCUGAUUUGGCUCAAGCCAAUAUGAAAGCUAUGAAAGAGUCACAAAGUACCAAUCGUCCAAUUUUGAGAAAAAUGUCGUCAUUGGCGCAGCCUCAAUUUGUCGAUGAAAUUCGAUGGAUGAAGCUCAGAAAAAUUAGAUUGACAACAGCAGACGGUCUUCCACCACUUCCCAUGCAAAUAUCUUGGGUGAGAGAUGGUAUUCUUGUAGUUGGAAUGGACUCGGAAAUGCAUGUGUAUUCGCAGUGGAAGCCGAAUCCGAAAAACGAGUGUUUUCACUCGAAUCUGCAACACCAGGAGUCCGACGAAUUUCAGGCAAGUAGAAAUCUUCGGGAUGAGGACUUGCGGACCCUCGCCCAGGAGACGUCUCAGAGGAGAUUAGCCAAUGUUUCCUCGAUGCCACAUCUUUCUAGAGUGAGCAGUAUAAAUCUAACAAUGCUGGAUGCUAAGAAGAAACGAGGGAUGCAGAAUGACAGUGUCAGCUUUGAUUAUAUGCCGGAUUAUGGCCUCUUCGAGGCGUCUCGUAUUGCCUGUCCAGUACUCCCUCAGUAUCAUCCUAAACAAUUAAUGGAGCUCCUGAAUUCGGGUAAAAUUCGAUGGGUUAAAGCAAUCCUUGCUCAUCUAGUCAGAUGCAUUACGAGUUCGUGUUCUGUCCGAGCUGACGAUGAAAAUCUAAUGAAGCAACGAAGUGGCUGGACUAGAUCUAGAACGAUGUCGGUGAGCUAUACUGGGACAACUUCACCGUUGGAACCAAGAGGCUCCACCACACAAAUACCUGAAGAACUCACUCUGGAUUACGCGGAAAUCACGUCAAUCUCACCUCUUCCAUUGUGGACACUCCUCAUUGCAGAUAAAGAGACGAGUGCGGCGCAAAUUCAGAAUGAGGACAAACAAGAUUAUAAUGAGCUAUUCGAUGGUCACAUGGAUGAGGGUGAGUCCCUCGAUGACAUGCUGGAUGACAAUUAUGAGGGCUCUCGUCAGAAGGAUAGAAGAUCAUCUGUGCCGGAACGUCAGGGAAUUUCGCACUUUGGCCCUCGACAGGGACGACUUUUAUCUCGAUUACUAACUCACACUCAUUUACCCGGGCUAUCCUCUCUCGAUCAAAUGCAUCUUCUCGCUCUUGCCGAUACAGUCUCCACUUGCAACGUAGACUUCGCCGAGCGAUUUGCCAUCGAUGCAGCCAAAACAGCAAUAGCUAAAGAGAAUCUCACGGGGAUUCCCGAUGGUGAAACCGUAUCCACUGAUUCACUCGACGACUGUGGCUUGCGAUUCUUACUAGCUAUGAAGCAUUAUAAUUAUCUCAUCAAGUGUCUACCACUAGCCCAACGUGCACAAUUCCAGAAACAAGGGGUUUCCACAAAUAAUUUAGUCUGGGCUUUUCACUCGGAAUCUGAAGAGGAACUCCUGGCUCUCAUUCCCUCCUACGCAAAAGCCCAACCGAAGUGGUCAAUUCUUAAGGAAUUAGGUGUCGGUUGGUGGAUUAGAAAUAAUACAGUUCUGAAAACGUGCAUUGAGAAAAUCGCCAAGUCGGCUUUUCAACAAAAUCAAGAUCCACUGGACGCGGCCAUUUAUUACCUAGCCAUGAAGAAGAAGAACAUUGUAUGGGGACUCUUUAGGAACAAACGGGACGAGAGAAUGACUGCGUUCUUCUCUAAUAAUUUUUCAGAAGAUCGUUGGCGUAAGGCAGCACUCAAAAAUGCUUAUGCCCUGCUUGGAAAACAGCGAUUCGCGCAUGCCGCGGCUUUCUUCCUUUUGGCUGGAGCUCUGCGUGACGCUAUCGAUAUCUGCCUUCACAAACUCAAUGAUAUUCAAUUAGCUAUGAUUAUAGCAAGACUGUACGAGGAUGACAUGACGUCUCCGAAUUUUAAGCGACUGCUCUGGGAGGAGAUCCUGGGGUGUAAUGAGAACGGAGAAAAUCCUGACAUCAAUGCUGCACAUCCUGAUCCCUUCUUGAGGAGCAUGGCCCUGUGGCUUUUGAAGGACUACGCUGGGUCACUAAAUACCCUCCUACUGACGAAUGUCGGGAGUCUUCAUCCCCAGUAUAAUGACGAGUCUGAGAAGCCCGAGGGAGCGACAGCCAAUCCAAAUGUAUUUAACUUCUAUGUUUAUCUGAGGACUCAUCCCCUUUUGAUAAGACAGUACAUAGCGUCUACUGCGCAGGACAAAAAGAAAGGAACUUCAGUGAUGUUGUCAGGAUUUAGUUAUGGGACUGAGGGGAAGGGACAGCCCGAUAAGCAAUUGCUUUUGGAGGAUAGUAUCACUCCUUUGGAGAGACAGCUGUAUUUCACAACUGCUCAUGCACAUUUCAAGGCUGGCUGUCCAGCUCUGGCCCUCGAAGUGCUUUCCAAACUUCCGAACAAAGUUAUGGAUGCCAAUGGAGAAGAGACCCCCAGUCUUUUGAAUAGUCCGUUGAAGUCCAGGGCGCAGGAUGUCCAGAUUGAUACGGGAAUCAUUAGCUGGGAUAUGGGGGAUACUCGGAAGGGUGAUUCAGGGAUGGACUGGGGUGCGUCGGCCAUGGAUUGGUCACAGCCUGUCAAGAAGGAGGAGGAAGAGCUGAAGCUCGAUUGGGGUGAUGAUGAUGAACCUGCGGAGGAGAUUGACUCACCGCCGAUGAGCAUGAAGAUGGAUAAGAAGGAUGUUAAGGUCGAGGAGAAGGAGGACGAAGGGAUCAAGUCGGUACCGCAGCUGGAUAUUAUGGCACAGCAGCUGAAAUUUGUGGCUUGUUUGAAAAUUCUUAUGGAGGAGCUGUCAACUCUGGCCACUGGGUUUGAGGUGGACGGAGGUCAGCUGAGAUAUCAACUCUACGUCUGGCUUGAGAGGGAGGUUGAUGCUCUUAGGCAGCUGUGCAGUUACAGUGUUAAUUCCGAUGGAGAUGUCACCAAUGUCAUUGAAUACGAAGGUGGUAUGGUUGACGACGUUGCACCGUACAGACCUGGUGAGCAGCCCACGUUGCAUGAGAUUUUAGUCGCUGAAAAGCUAGAUUUUGAAGCUAAAGUGCAGAGAGCCGCAAGACGGAAAAAGUGGCUCAAAGCAAACGAGACACUUCUCCGUACUCUGCUCUCCUACUGCUCCCUGCACGGGGCCUCAGGUGGCGGUCUAGCCUCCGUCCGUAUGGAGCUCGUUCUUCUUCUCCAAGAGCUCCAACAAGAGAAAACUCAGCAACAACUCCUCUCUCCUCUUCCCUUCCCCACCACUCUUCCCCUCCUGUCAGCUAGCGUGGCGUGCAACAAAACAGUGGUAGCAGAUCCAGUUAGACAUCUGCAGUCCCUGGCCCACGAUAUGCUGCAAACCCUCGUAGAAUUGCGCUCACCACCAACACCCAAUCGGAACACCCACUACUGCGAAGUAUUCAUAAUGCGAGACCUGGCAGUAGCUCUAAGCGCAUGCAUUUACCAGUCCUUGUGUGACUCUGACACUUUCGUGAUGAAACAUCACCAACCGGACAGUUUUCCCGCAGUAGCUGAGGUUGAGGCAUUCUCAGGUGGUCAUUUAGUCGCCUCGAAUCGUUACAGUCGUCGUUACUCGACGGACGAGGGAGUCAUAAUAACAACUCUACCAGCAAAAUGGCCAGGUGUAACGAAUCUCCGAGCCCUCCUAGCUAGGGAAAAAGAUGAAGAUACACCGAAGCUCAAUAUACUUCUCUGCGAGGCCUUUGUCGCCACAUUCAUGAGCCUCUUUGUCUAUGCUCUCUCGAGCUGUGACAGCCACAUACUUUAUCGUCUAGUUGGUCAUAGAUUUGACAAUAAUACAUGGGCCACUCUCUUUGGUGGUGGUGUUAAAAAAUUAGUGAGAAUAGCUAGCACAUCGAAUAGACCGUCUAACAUUGUGGUAGAGCGUGCUGACAGUUUCUCGGGUGAUCUGCAAGCAGCGGCUGGUGGUGUUUGGAAUACUAUGACAUCGUUGACCAAACAGCGAGUCAAGUUGAAUAUGAAAUUGUUGGGACAAUUUACUGGACAACAGCCGAAUAUAAAGGAGGAUAAACCGACCUAUCGAGAGCAAUUUGUUUCGCCUCAGAUGAGCAUGAUCUCGUAUUUUCUCAUGAAACCCAGAAUUGAGAGUGAAUAUGCUGAUGAAAUUGAUUAUGAUUCAUCGGAUUCAGCUGUUUCCGAUUUGGGUUCAUCCGAUGACGAAGAGGAUGUUUUUGAUACUAAUGUGAAACCAAAGAACAAACCAAAGGAUAACACAGAGCACUCAAAUCCAACGUCUUACAGCUGGUGUAUUAUGAGAUUAGCUAUUGUUAAGAUACUUCAGCAGCAGCUUCAGGAUUUCUUGACUGUCGCUGGAAUUGAGAUGCAGGAAUUGCCAGUGAGUAGUCCCUUGAUUCAUGGAACACUGGGAAUAGCUGCACAGUGGCAGGAGACACUGAGGGAGGAAUUGGAAUCAAAAGGACCACCGCCUGUUCACUUUAUCUCCGGAUGUGCGCCAGAUCCUGCACCAACCCCUGGUAAACCAGCAAUUCACAAGUACAGAUCGUUGUUAGAAAAGGAAAAUACACCAUUUAACACGAGACUGGCAUCAGCUGCUCCUGCCAACAGACUCUGGUCGUAUUUGGUGAGGCAGGAGACUGUUCAGGAUAUAUUCAUUCGUGCGGUCUUUGGAAAGAGGCGAUCGUUGUCCGCUGUUCUCGAGAGUCAGACCAAUGUCGAUGGAAAUACCAGGGGAGAGGAUAAAGGAAGUGAUUCUGGAACGACUAGUCUUCCUGAACCAGUCAGAAUAAUUCAUAAAGAACAGGAUAGUAUUAGUGCCUUCUGUCUUAAUCAGGUUAAUCCUGGGUUGAUGGCUCUUGCUACGCCGAGGGAAGUUCAGGAAAUGGAUAUAUCUCUGCUGCUGGAGUUACCUAGCUGGUUAGAGGAUGAGUGCGAGUUUGAUAUUAUCAAUUUGAAUAAACAGGUCGAUCCGGAACCUGUCCCACCCACCAGUUUUCUAGUCAUACAAACGGCAGCUGAUAGGCCACUAUUAGCCCAGAGUCCUCAAUCUAAUAGCCCUCAACCCCAAUCAGGAAUAGCCAGUCAAAGUGGACGUGGCGCAAGUGUCAUGAAGGGGAUGCCCGCUUUCCCUGGCUCCCACGACCUGCGCUUCUGUCAGUUUGUUGCUGAUAGGAGUAAACACUUGUUGAAGCCGAUACUGAAACAUAAAAUCGAUGGUAUUAGGAGGGUAUCUGCACACCCACUUCUACCUUUGUACUUAACGGGAUCUCAAGAUGGUUCAGUCUCUCUGUGGGAAUGGGGCCACCAAACAGCAGUGGCAACUCCUCGUCCACCAGGAACUUUUGCAAAAGUUACUCGUGUUCGUUUUGCUCAGCAUGGAAAUAAAUUUGGUGUUGCUGAUUCAGAUGGUCAUCUAUCCCUCUUCCAAGUUGCUUGCAGAGAGGGAACAGCCAGGCCCUUCUUCAAUUACCAAUGCCACAGCAAAGUCACAGCGGACUUUGUGUUUCUCGGGGCAUGCAGUCUCGUUGCAACAGCUGGUCACGGUUCCGAGGGUCGAAAUGUCGCACUCUGGGACACACUCCUGCCCCAGAAUAAAUCUCUCGUUCAGGGAUUCACCUGUCACGAUCAGGGAGCAAGCUCAGUUAUUCUGGCUCCCCAGCACCAAUUGUUGAUCAGUGGAGGAAAAAAGGGAGAUGUCAAUAUUUUCGAUGUGAGACAGAGACAGCAGAGGCACAGGUUCCAGGCCCACGAGUCAGCCAUAAAGUGCUUGGCCCUCGAUCCCCAUGAGGAGUUCUUCGUCAGCGGAGCUGGGGAUGGUGAUAUCAAGGUGUGGGGUCUCACUGUUCAUUCCCUAUUGUAUUCCUUCCCUGCGGAGCAUCCCAGGUCAAGUUUCUUCAAAAAUAUCGGUCAAGGUGUAACGCAAUUACAUGUAGACUCGGCCGGUAGAUUAUUUUCUUGCGGUGCUGAUGGGUCGAUGAAGGUACGUCAGUUACCGGAACGGGACUGUAUAGUUCACACCCUCUACUAGCAUCACGAGAAUCCGAAAAAGGAAUCGAACCCCCCAGAAUAAUUCUCCUAUUCUAGUAAGUAAUCGAAACGCUACCAAAACCACGCUGUAACGAUGAGCAAUGGCUACACUCACCAGAAGAAUGUACUCGCCUCAAACCUCACGUUCAAUUCCGAUUUUAUAAUUUUUCAGAAUCUUUAAUAAGGCUAUUUCUUCCUUCAAUUGAAUCCAAACGUCACUGCCAACAUGUUCCCUCGUCGAGUCGACGGAUAACUCACACUAUGCACAUGAAUAAAUUGAUUAUUAUUUAUUAAGAGUACAUUCCUUCUAAUUAGUUACGAGUGUCACCAUUGCCUUUAGACAUAAUAAACGCUACUCGCUAGCUUCUUAGAAGCGAUAAAAAAAAGCUGAACAAUAUUUCAGUGAUAACUUACAGGCGAAUUUAUCUUUCCAAACUAUACAAUUCAGUAAUUGAGUGAUUAAAAAACAUCACUACUGAAUGAUUUUUUCAUUCAACAUUCUUCUUAGAAGAAUAUUAUUUUUUCAAGUAUACAAACCAAUAGAGUAAUUAAUACCUCAUCGCUGUGAAGAAAUAAGACAAAAAAAGAAUUAUUUUUCCUCAAACUUUUAAGCGCAUUUGAGCUAAAUCGAAUGGCCUAUUUUCUCAAUCUCUCCAUUGAAUCUUUAUCUUAGAAAUUUAGCUUUCUACUCCUCUAUAUUUUGAUUUUCUCCAUAUAUUUCUAUUCUGGAUAAAUAAUAUAUGUCAACGUUAACUCGUUUUCGUAUUAAAAUCAAUUCGUAUAAAUAAACGUACAAAAUUAUAUUGAAAUACGAUAAUAAUGUGUGUUGAAUCGUAUAUUCACGUGCGAAAUCAGUUGACGUUUCUGAAAAUAAACGUAACAGAUGUCGACUAUAUUAGCUUUCUUAUCAGCGAGAAUACAACAAUUAAUGAAUCUAAAUAAAUUAUAUUUAUCAUACAAAUCUCGAUGAAAGUUGCGACAAACGUCUGUCCGUUCACAAGCUUCGAACGAAUGAAUAAUAUACAUUGUACCACCGAGAGGUCCUUUAUAUGUGCACAUAUGAAUCACAAAUACUGACUGCAAUAUUUUAAAUUUAUAAAGAGAGAACAACAUUUUUCCUCCUUUUUUAUCGGUUUAUUCUCUGCCAUGCUCAAUCAGAAAAAAAGUCUUUUAAUAUUGACGAAAAUUAUUAGCCAUUUUUUAUGCAAAUCGAUUAUUGCGCCAUUUAAAUACGACCGAAUGGUUAAUUCGGUGGUGUCUCUGCAGCCAACAAUUUUCAGUUACUGAAUCUCCCCUAGACCUCAACCCAAAAUUAAUCAGAGUAUAAAUUAAAAAAAAAAUAGUGAAUAGAUGGAUUUUCAGUAUCUCAAAAUUGAGAAGACAUCCCUGAAUUAUUUAUUUGCUUGCUUGUGCAAUCAUCACAUUAAUUUAUACCGCAGUUCGCUAUUGUGAAAAUAAUUGGAUAGAAUUAUUUUCUGUUGGAGUGGUGAAGCGGCAGUUUAUCACAUCUCAUCAUGUGAAAAUUGUUUAUCCUCCGGAGCAGAUGUUUCAGUAAAUGAAUGCAGAAUUUGGAGAAAUUGCAUCUAUAAUAAAUCUCCCAGACAUUCCAAUACCUAAAAUUGCAUAAUUACAGUAGACCCCUGUUAUACAAGGCGAAUUCGGACGAAUCAAUGAAUCCGAACAGUUUCUCGAUUAAAAAAAAAUCCCACAAUUGCUACGCUUAUACCAUCAAUUAAUAGAAGACUAAUCGAAAAAAACUAAAGUCAGUAGAAAGUUAAUCGGAUAAUACCUGUAACGCAGAUUAAUCUCGGGGGGAUGGAAUCACGUGGAAAGAGGCUUAAGCAUCGACUCGUUGACGAAACAAUAAUUAAAUGAUCGAUUGAGAGAGGAUGAAUCAUUAUAAUAUCUGCACUCAGUCUUGAUCAGUGAUUGAUUAAGGCAAUCCUAUUAUUCAGGUAAUAAAUUGUUGAUGAUGUUAUACAAGGUUAUUACAUGUUAAUUAAUAUAUGUGUGUAUGUAUAUAAUAUAAAUAUUAUGUAGAGAGGAAUAAUUCACAUAACAAAGAAUAAUGAAAAAAGUGCAGUAUGAUAUAAUAAUAAUAUAUUCUUAAUUAUUAAGAUGUUAAAAUGAGGGAAUUAAACACAAAUGGAUUAUGUAAAAUGUUAGUAAGUAAUAGUCAAUUGACAGUAUUGUACACAUUUAUUUCGGAAUUUUCUUCGAUUAUUUUCCAAUAUGAUAAAGUGAUUUCAGUUUUUUUUUUCUGUGACUUCUCAGUGAUAUUAUUCAUUUGAAUUGCCAUUGAAAUUUCAAUUUUAUUGGAGAAACAUUCAACAGUGAAGACAUGGAGCGAGCUUGCAGCGCGUUGUAUACUUGAAUACCCAAUUAAUCGUAUGUAAAUUGUAACUAUUGAAAAUGAGAAAAAAAAAUUGAAGCAGA